This is a messenger RNA of Tachysurus fulvidraco (yellow catfish), 7283 nucleotides long. It is a transcript of the gene aclya, whose product is annotated as ATP citrate lyase a. Gene Ontology annotation, molecular function: ATP citrate synthase activity. NCBI's taxonomy places the organism in Eukaryota, Metazoa, Chordata, Actinopteri, Siluriformes, Bagridae. Gene Ontology annotation, biological process: tricarboxylic acid cycle; acetyl-CoA biosynthetic process; citrate metabolic process. The transcript has 28 exons. Bases 3251 to 6529 code for a protein of 1092 amino acids. The record is from RefSeq and is a predicted model, not a curated record. Gene Ontology annotation, cellular component: cytosol.
UUUUUUUUAUUAGGUGGGGUCAUGUGAGGCUGUGAGUGAAAGCGAUUCUUAAUGUCAACAACAAAAAACAGGAAGCGACCAGUCAUUUUUAAAAACUUAAAUGUUGUACUGUAAGCUACUGUACAUUUUAAAUACGUUGUAUAAGUCACUAUGUAAAAAAAUAAGUCCUAGACAUAUUAGAAAUUUGACACGAAGCAUCAGUGAGUGGCAAUUUUAACUGUUGACUAAAUGCAUAACAUGUUAUUUACAAUCCGUCCACAAGGUGGCAACAAUUCCUAACGUGUACUAAAGCAGCAAAGGGCCCUUUGGUAACUACAAGGUUGCCAGAUUUGGUUCAAUUUGGUAUUUUUCUUUUUCUUUCUAUUUGCAUUGUGUGUUUAAACAUAUUGCAGCACAAUGGCUUCUUGUGAUUUUAAAUCAGAUAAAGUAAUCUAAAUUAAAAUAGACUCAGAAUAACUCAGAAAACCCCGCUGACAGGCACAGAAAUAGCUGACUAAACUUUUUUUUUUUUUUUAUUGAUAUGGUGCCAAUAGGCCUUAGAUGACUUUGGCUAAAUGAAUAACAUUUUUUUUUAAUCAGUUUCUUAAAUUAGUUACUCUUGACUUUACCUUUCAAAGUUACUGUUACUUCCAAGAGUUAUUGCCAUUAGGUGUAGACUAAUGACCUUAUUAGUGAGGCAAUUUAGGUUGGGGACAAAAUACUAAUCCAGAUCCAUAGAAAGAGACAAAAUGUGGCAGGUCCCAUCUGUGUACUAUAGGAUUUCCAACUGCUCAAGAUUUAUUACAAAAUGCUACAAGAACUCCUCUAUCUAUCUACUCAUUACAGAUUCAGUAUUAUUAGCUAACAAAAGCAAACAAUGAAAAAAAAAUCCAACAUUUCUUCAAAAAAUAAAUAUUGCUUGCAAACAGUGUUUGCCUUGCGGUUUGUCCAUCAUGGUCAAUAGGUCCAGGGAGUAGUUUGCUUUUUUGUUAGCACAACAGCAUUCAGCAUUACAAAUUGUCAGAAUUUUCAAAAUUCUGAAAGAUAAAGUUUCAAGGUAGACUAUCACAAGAUUUAGCCCACUGUUCAGUCUCACAUUAAAUUAAUAAUAAUAAAAAAUAAUAACAAUACUGUAUUUCAGCAUGCAUUUAAUGUUUAUUAUCUGUAAAUUCAGGAUUAAUGAUCCUCCAGUUUAUUGUGCUCCUUUAACUACAAUGUCUUAUCUUCUUAUGAAAACCACAAUUAAAAAGUUUAAUCUCAGUAUUUUAUCAGUCAGUGCUGCUCCCCAGCAAUCAAUCGGAACAUUUUCUUUUAAAGCUCUUUGAGUUAUGUCUCCUGGCUGGAGAUCUCAGGCUGCAUUAAGUAAUUAUGCUGGAGGUAAAGAGCCAGAUUUGCUCACUUUAAUGGACAAGACUUUCAUUUGACCUCCUUAUCACAAAGUGGGUCUAUACAAAUGUAGGACUGUAACAACGUGGAUCAUCGUUAAUUACUUAAAUAAGUACUUAAAGGACAUACUUUUUUUUUUUACUCCUAACCUGAAUUAUAUCAGUUUUCUAAAGCAUUUUGCUCAGUUUUUGCAGCUCACAAAUAUAUGUUAAAGUUAAUGUCUCUUAGUCCUCAUAAUGACUGUUCACAUGCAAGAAACAUGACAAACAUUUUAAGUGGGAAAGCAUUAUUGAUUUUUAUUACAUCAUUCUGGCACAGCUGAGAUGAUUGCAGACAAUUUUGGAAAUCAUUGCUUUCAACACUGACACUGUGUUGCAGUAUUAUUCCAACACAGAUUUCAUGGUCAUUACUAAACCCUAAAAAAGGAGUCGCUCUCUGUGAAACAGAAUGAUUGGAAGAUUAGAUGGCAUGGAUGACAGUGGCCAUAGAUGACACUAGAUGGCAUGCCAAAAAAUUAUUGUCACCAUAGGUGUAAUACUUCUUGAAUACCAGCUCAGCCUGUGUUCAAAAUCACAUUACUUCCACCCUACAUAGUCAUACUCCAGAAGGAGUAAUAGUUAAAACCAUGGUUGUUCAGCACUUUUCAUCAAUAAAAAAUCUGUAUGUAAGUGGGUAAGUUCAACAGAGUGAAAAUGUUGGACUAUCAGAAAUACAAAAACACUGAAAUGAUUAAACAUUUGCUGCCCAAAAGUUAUAUAAUAUUUAUGAACACUGACAGAUAAUUGAAAUCUGAAUGUACUUAUGUCAGAUCAAGAUAACCAGCUUCCUGUGGUGUUAAUUUUUGGUUCAUUUAUGUCCUCAUAAGGAUGCAAGGGUUGAAUGUUAAAUAGAGAGAUCAAAUCAAAGAAUUCUCUAAUGCUUCCCAACAUCCUAAAGUGCUUUAAGUGGUUAGAUUUCCAUGUGUUUUAUGUGAAUCUUUGAUGCAUUUAAACCUGCACCAUUUACACAUUACAUGGAUGAUACACACCUGAUAAAAUCCUGAUAGUAAAGACAUAUGAAAUGAACAACUUUAAGAGGUUAAAAGCUUAGUGGGAAGUUCUACAUGCGUCUAGUUCACACUUUUAGGUGUACUUAUGAAAUAACAAGAACAAACCUAUGUAUAAGAUGCACAAUAUACAAUGGGCGCUCGAAUCAGUAGCAUCUUGAGCCACGUUGUCGCCUACUUGUGUCGUUCAGAAACGAGUCGACUCUUUGAACCGACACCCAUAUUUGAGCCAUUUAAAUUAUAACUCUUGUAGAUGUAGGCAAUUAAUGUACUAAGUGAACAUAACAUGAUAAGUAAAAUCUGAUCCUUUCAAUAAAGCACAUACAGUAGUCAAAUAAUCACAACCAUUCGACAAAAGAUUUUGUCUAGAUUAUGAAAAUAAUGGAAAUUAGUCGUUUGGGGAGCCGAUUUGAGAGUCGGUUCAUAUUUAUGAGCUGAGUCAAAUGAUCUGAGCCGAAAUUCUUGUCUCUCUAAUCUAUUUUAGUGCGUUUUCUACAUUAAAUACCGAACUGUAUUGAAUACGGUGCGGGUUUUGUAUUUAUCUGUACUUUAAUAACCCGUUUUUUUAUUAUUUUUUUUAUUUGGAAUAGAGCCAUGACAAAGCCACUAUUGAGUAAUGAACAUUGGUUGGCUAAAUGGACCAGAGCUAAAACACGUUGGACGAAGAGGACCAAUCAGAGCGAAGAUACAUCGGACCAGACCAUCGUCAGAGGGAGAGGGGGGGAAGAAAACAGAGGCGCUGAACCUGAGCUCGUGUAGAAGACCUGUGUAAGCAGUAUCUGUUCUAAGAAGCUCUAACAUUUCUGUUCAUACCCACAACGUCGUUUGAAACUAAUCAGUAUGUCAGCGAAGGCCAUCUCUGAGCAGACGGGGAAGGAGUUCCUGUACAAGCACAUCUGCACCACAGCUGUUGUGCAGAACCGCUUCCGCUAUGCUAAUGUCACCGUAACUACUGACUGGGAGCGACUGGUGCAGGAGCAUCCAUGGCUGUUGACUGAGAGAUUGGUUGUGAAGCCAGAUCAGCUGAUCAAGCGCAGAGGGAAGCUGGGAUUAGUAGGCGUCAACCUUGAUUUACAGGGUGUCAAAGAAUGGCUUAAACCCCGCCUUAUGAAAGAGACCAUGGUGGGGAAGGCAAAAGGCAUUCUGAAGAAUUUCCUCAUAGAGCCUUUUGUUGCCCAUAAGCAGGAAGAAGAAUUUUACGUGUGUAUCUAUGCAGCCCGGGAGGGUGACUAUGUGCUCUUCCAUCAUGAAGGAGGAGUUGAUGUAGGUGACGUGGACUCUAAAGCUCAGAAGCUCCUGGUGGGCGUAGAUGAGAAACUCAGUCUGGAUUCAGUGAGACAGAAACUCCUCACACACGCCCCACAAGACAAAAAGGAGGCUCUGAGUACUUUCCUGGUGGGUUUGUUUAACCUGUAUGAAGACUUGUAUUUCACCUACCUGGAGAUCAACCCUUUGGUGGUGACUAAAGAUGGAGUGUAUGUGUUGGACAUGGCUGCUAAGAUCGAUGCUACAGCUGAUUACCUCUGCAAGGCUAAAUGGGGUGACCUGGAGUUUCCUCCUCCUUUUGGCAGAGAGGCGUAUCCUGAGGAAGCGUAUAUAGCAGACCUGGAUGCUAAAAGUGGUGCAAGUUUGAAACUCACUCUACUCAACCCUCGUGGACGCAUCUGGACCAUGGUGGCAGGCGGCGGAGCCUCGGUUGUGUAUAGCGAUACAAUCUGCGACCUGGGUGGAGUUAACGAGCUGGCCAAUUAUGGAGAAUAUUCAGGAGCUCCAAGCGAGCAGCAGACGUACGACUACGCCAAGACUAUCCUGUCCCUAAUGACCCGCGAGAAACAUCCCGAUGGGAAGGUGCUGAUCAUUGGUGGAAGCAUCGCAAACUUCACUAAUGUAGCCGCAACCUUUAAGGGUAUCGUCAGAGCAAUCAAAGACUACCAGGAGCCUCUGAAGGAACAUGAAGUCAGCAUUUUUGUACGACGUGGCGGUCCAAACUAUCAGGAGGGUCUGCGAGUGAUGGGUGAAGUGGGGAAGACCACAGGCAUCCCUAUUCAUGUCUUCGGCACUGAGACUCAUAUGACAGCUAUCGUUGGUAUGGCACUGGGCCACCGACCAAUCGCCUCUCAGCCACGUGUUGCUGCCCACACUGCCAACUUCCUGCUCAACACCAGCGGCAGCCCCUCGACUCCAUCCUCCAGUAGAACUGCAUCUUUCUCAGAAACCAAGAGUGGAGCAGAGUCUUCGCCUGCAAAAAAGGCUAAACCAGGGGCUCGGCCAGUGAAGGCCACCUCUCUGUUCAGCAUGCACACGAAGGCCAUCGUGUGGGGCAUGCAGACUCGUGCCGUACAGGGAAUGCUGGACUUCGACUAUGUGUGCUCUCGUGAGCAGCCCUCAGUAGCAGCCAUGAUCUACCCCUUCACUGGAGACCAUAAGCAGAAAUUUUAUUGGGGUCACAAAGAAAUAUUAUUGCCAGUCUACAAAAACAUGUCCGAUGCCAUGCAGAAACAUCCAGAAGUGGACGUCCUGAUUAGCUUUGCCUCUCUCCGUUCUGCCUUCGACAGCACUAUGGAGACCUUACAAUACCCACAGAUUCACACUAUCGCUAUUAUAGCCGAGGGAAUCCCUGAAGCUCUGACACGCAAGAUCAUUAAGAAAGCAGAUGAGAAGGCGGUCACAAUCAUCGGGCCUGCGACGGUUGGAGGAAUAAAGCCUGGGUGUUUUAAGAUCGGUAACACGGGUGGAAUGCUCGACAACAUCCUGGCAUCGAAGCUGUACAGACCAGGAAGCGUGGGCUACGUCUCACGCUCUGGGGGGAUGUCUAAUGAGCUCAACAACAUCAUCUCCCGCACCACUGAUGGAGUUUACGAAGGUGUAGCCAUCGGAGGAGACAGAUACCCAGGUUCAGUAUUCAUAGAUCAUGUGUUGAGGUACCAGGACACACCCGAUGUGAAGAUGAUCAUUGUGCUUGGAGAGAUCGGAGGUACAGAUGAAUACAAGAUUUGUCAGGGCAUUAAAGAGGGUAGGAUUACUAAGCCCGUGGUUUGCUGGUGCAUCGGCACUUGUGCCACCAUGUUUUCCUCUGAGGUACAGUUCGGCCAUGCCGGGGCGUGUGCAAACCAGGCCUCUGAAACGGCAGUGGCCAAGAACAAGGCACUCCAAGAGGCUGGAGCCUUCGUCCCCAAGAGCUUUGAUGAGCUGGGAGAAGUCAUAAAAUCAGUGUAUGAUGACUUGGUGAACCGUGGCGUGAUUGUGCCCGCUAAAGAAGUUCCCCCUCCCACUGUGCCAAUGGACUAUUCUUGGGCAAGGGAACUUGGUCUUAUCCGUAAGCCAGCGUCCUUCAUGACCAGUAUCUGUGAUGAAAGAGGGCAGGAACUGAUCUAUGCCGGGAUGCCCAUCACAGAGGUCUUCAAGUCAGAGAUAGGUCUGGGAGGAACCUUGGGCCUUCUCUGGUUCCAGAGAAGGUUACCUCGAUACGCAUGUCAGUUCAUAGAGAUGUGUUUGAUGGUGACUGCAGACCACGGUCCUGCUGUUUCUGGAGCUCAUAACACCAUCGUGUGUGCUCGUGCAGGGAAAGAUCUCAUCUCUAGCCUCACGUCUGGACUUCUUACUAUUGGUGACCGGUUCGGUGGGGCUUUGGAUGCUGCCGCAAAACAGUUUAGCAAGGCUUUUGACAGCGGCAUGCUGCCUAUGGAGUUUGUCAACAAGAUGAAGAAAGAUGGGAAACUGAUAAUGGGGAUUGGGCACAGAGUCAAAUCUAUCAAUAAUCCUGACAUGAGGGUGCAGAUCCUGAAGGACUUUGUGAAGCAGCACUUUCCUUCUUCUCAGCUUCUCGACUAUGCACUGGAUGUGGAAAAAAUCACCACCUCCAAGAAACCCAACCUUAUUUUGAAUGUAGACGGCUUUAUUGGCGUGGCAUUCGUGGAUCUGCUCAGAACAUGUGGAGGCUUUACACGGGACGAGGCAGAUGAGUUUGUGGAGAUCGGUGCACUGAACGGGAUUUUCGUCUUAGGACGCAGCAUGGGCUUUAUUGGCCACUAUCUGGACCAGAAACGGCUGAAACAGGGUCUAUACCGUCACCCAUGGGAUGACAUCUCCUAUGUCCUUCCUGAACACAUGUCCAUGUAACCGUGGAAACCAUCACACCAUCAGCCUAUCAUCACCACUUCAAUCAGCUUUGACCUCUGACCUGGGUCACGUCUGACCUGGGUCACGUCUUUUUGUCUUCACCAGCUUAACUGUGAACGUGUCGUUGUGCUUUAUUACUCAGACCAUUAGUCCGGUGAUAAAAAUUGUGAAUAAUAAUAAUAAUAAUAAUCCUGUAGUACUGAUAUAAUGCUGUGAAAAUGUGGAUCACAUAGUAGAAUAAUACAGAACUGUAAUUUACAUAUAAUAUGAAAAUGAUUACACUUACCUUAGGCUGUUGAGUGUUCGUUAGACUCGCUCUUUAGAUUGUAAUGUGUUUCUUCAGCUUUAGGUGAAAAAAGAUACUAAAUUGUCAUAAGCAGCCAACUAGUGCAAUAACUAACUACAGUUAGGGAUCUUUAAGUUGCUAUUUUUGAAAAUGGCUAAAUGUUACUAUUUUUGAUGGAUUUUUUUAAAGUUGACUGUGCCAAGGCAUAUAAAGUUUACACAAAGUUUACACGCCAUCUGUCACGUGCCAGUGCCGCUGUCUGAAUAUAUUAUUAGUAAUCUGCUGUUUAAAUGUUUUACAAAAACCUGUGUAUAAUAUGUAGUGCCAUUCCAUUUAAUUAUUUAUUUUUUUAUGCCUAAAUUAAUAUCUGUGUCCAAGAAGUAUAAAUUAUAUCAAGAACACAUCCAGCUCUCACUGUGAAGUAACAAAGUGUGUAUGAAGGUGCAUAAUAAAAUAAAUACAAAUCAA